Molecule: messenger RNA, 645 nt
Organism: Acanthosepion pharaonis
Lineage: Eukaryota; Metazoa; Mollusca; Cephalopoda; Sepiida; Sepiidae
Source: the annotation of a GenBank genome assembly
AUGUUAUCUAUGACGUGGAUAUACAGUUUUCAGUCUGGUCUUUUCAUCUAUUUCUGUCUUUUCGCUAUCUAUCUAUCUAUCUAUCUAUCUAUCUAUCUAUCUAUCUAUCUAUCUAUCAAGAUGGACAAGAGAGAGACAGUACUUAUCCUUAGUCUUUUCGUUAUCUAUUUCUGUCUUUUCGUUAUCUAUCUAUCUAUCUAUCUAUCUAUCUAUCUAUCUAUCUAUCUAUCUAUCAAGAUGGAAUUUUUGCACGUCCCUUUCUUUCUUUCUUUCUUUCUUUCUUUCUUUCUUUCUGUCGUUAAUUCUAUCUUCUUUCUUUCUAUUUUUCUUUCUGUCUAUCUUUAUUUCUCUCUGCCUUUCUAUCUUUCUUUCUUUUUUCUUUCUUUCUUUCUACCUAUCUAUCUAUCUAUCUAUUUUUAUUUAUUUAUUUCUAUCUUUCUGUCUAUCUAUCUUUCUUUCUUCAUUUCAUUUUUUCUAUAUUUUUCUUUCUUUAUUCCUUUUUAUCUUUUUAUAUUUUUUCUUUCUUUCUAUCUAUCGUUCUUUCUAUCUAUCUAUCUAUCUAUCUAUCUAUCUAUUUAUUUAUUUCUGUCAUUCUAUCUAUUUCUUUCUAUCUUUCUUCCUUUCUUUAUUCAAUGCCGUAUUUAA